Messenger RNA from Gopherus evgoodei (Goodes thornscrub tortoise), 3016 nucleotides. Its product is annotated as butyrophilin subfamily 1 member A1-like. Gene Ontology annotation, molecular function: protein binding. Bases 204 to 1865 code for a protein of 553 amino acids. Lineage: Eukaryota; Metazoa; Chordata; Testudines; Testudinidae. The record is from RefSeq and is a predicted model, not a curated record. The transcript is spliced from 16 exons.
UUCGCUUUCUAUCUCCCUGAAGGCAUCAAGAGAGACACAGCUCAAUUCAGUGUCCAACAAAAAAUAAACACCAUUUUGGCAGAAGUACGGAAAGAAAGACCAGGGUUCAGCUCUUUGUCUCUGUAAUUUCUUACGAAGAAUUAAUUUUGCAGUCUCAUCACUGAAAGAGUCACUGACAAUGUAAACUAACCAGAGGAGAAUGGAUGAGGGUUUUAGAAAACCUGCAAACACCAGAGAGAGCUCAAAACUGUUCCAAAGUUUAUUUCCAGGGUAUAUCAAAUCAAGUUUCAGUGAAGAUGAAGAUUCUCUCAUUCUGCCACGGCUCCAGAGCCAGCUCCCCUCUCCCUGGUUUUAUUGUUUUCUUCAUUAUAUAUGUUCGCAAGAUGGAAUCAGCAAAGUUCACAGUGAUUGGACCCCGUGACCCUGUCACUGCCAUCCUGGGUCAGGAAACUGUGUUACCCUGUCACCUGUCCCCCGGGAUGAGUGCUGCAAACAUGGAGGUGAGAUGGUUCCGACCUGAGUUUUUAUCCUUUGUGCACUUGUACCGUGAUGGGAAGGAUCAGUUUGAUCGGCAGAUGCCAGAAUAUCAGGGAAGGACGGAGCUUUUGAAAGCCGGACUCACAGAUGGGAAUGUUCCCUUGAGGAUUUUCAAUAUCAGACACUCUGAUGAAGGACAAUACCACUGCUUUGUUCAAGACGAUACUUUUCAUGAAGAAACCAUAUUGGAACUGCAGGUUGCAGGUCUGGGCUCUGCUCCUCUCAUCUCUGUUGAGGGUCACCAGGAUGGAGGGAUCCGGGUGGUUUGUCGAUCAGCUGGUUGGUACCCAGAGCCUGAGGUGCUGUGGAAAGAUCUCAAUGGACGACAUUUACCAUCACUCUCUGAAAUAAAAUCCCCAGGGGAUAACAACCUGUUUGAAACAGAAACUGUGAUCAUUGUAACAGAGCAUGCAAACCGAAACUUGUCCUGUUGCAUCAGGAACACUGUUCUCGAUCAAGAAAAGGAAUCAGCAGUUUAUAUAGCAGAUCCAUUUUUCCCGAGGGUGAAUUCCUGGAUGGUGUCUCUCAGUGUGAUCCUGGUGGUUUUGUUUGGUUUCAUUGGCCUCACUGUUUAUCUCUUUAAAAUGAAAGGGAAACUUACUGAAGAAGUUGGCAAACAAGAUCUAGAAAUUGGCAAACGAGAUAUAGAAAUUGACAAACGAGAUAAAGAAAUAAACCUACGAGAUAAAGAAAUAAACAAACAAGAUAUAGAAAUUGAAAAACGAGAUAAAGAAAUAAGCAAACUACAUACAGAAAUUGACAAACGCGAUAACGAAAUAAGGUGGAGAAGAUCUGUGGCACCUAUAGAAAAUGUGAAUGUGACUCUGGAUCCAGACACGACUCAUCCAGAGCUUGUCCUGUCUGAGGAUCAGAAAAGUGUGAGACGGGGAGACAGACGCCAGGAUCUGCCUGACAACCCUGAGAGAUUUGAUACCUGGGGCUGUGUGCUGGGCUCUGAGGGAUUCACCUCGGGGAGACAUUGCUGGGAGGUGGAGGUGGGGGAUGGGCGAUUCUGGGCUGUGGGGGUGGCCAGAGAGUCUGUGGGGAGGAAGGGAUGGAUCAACCGUAGCCCUGAGGGGGGGAUCUGGGCUGUGGGGCAGUGGGGGGAUCAGUUCCAGGCUCUCACCUCCCCUGAGACCCUCUUGCCCCUGAGCCGGGCCCCCAGCAAGAUCCGGGUUUGUCUGGACUGUGACUGGGGGCAGGUGAUAUUUAUCGAUGCUGGUGAUGGGGCCCCGAUCUUCACAUUCCCGCCAGGCUCUGUCCCUGGGGAGAGAAUCCAACCCUGGUUCCAGGUGGGAUACCAAUCUCGGCUCUGCCUGUGUCCCUGAGACUGGGGACCCUGAAAUUAGCAUCUCUGGCCUCACACACCCCAGUCUUUCUGACUCUUGAGGACUCCCAUCUACCCAGCCCUGGCUUCUCAUCUCUGUGACCCCUGGAAGCUUCUCCCCCUCUCUGCAGUCCCAGGGAUGAGAGGGGGAGGGGGAAGAACCCCUGGGGCUGUAUGGGGGCAGAGGUGGGGGCUGGGCAGGGAGUAGCACUAACAGCCGGGCUGGGGACAGGCAGAGGUGGGGGUGGCAGGGACACAGCAUGAAUCAAUCAGGGUUUAGGGGGUUGUGGAGAAGCUGGCAGCUCUGCAGCAGCAGGGAGCAGUUUGUACAGAUUGAUGGGAAUAGCUCUCAUUGGGUCUCCGAGCCAGAGCUCCUGCCACAAGGGCCGCAAGUCACCUUCCCUUGUAACUACAGGAGAGCCAGUAACACUGUAAUUGUCACACACAUGUGGGAUGGGCAGGGAGCGUUCAAAAAUCAGAAGAUAAAACAGGAUACGUUAUGUAUUGUUUUGAGCCCUCAUGUUUUGGAGGGUCAAGUUCAUGAUUUCUGGUUCUGACUCAUGAUUUUUAAGUUCUGGGGUUGGCAACACUGUGAGAGUCAUGGGUUGCGGGGCGGGGGGGAAGGUUGGGCUGAACCAGAGGGAACAGAGAAAACAGGAGGAAAAGAUAAUGUAAAACAAAAUAAACAGAAUCCUGGAGAAAGGGUGAAAAUUAAAUAUAAAGACAAUGAAAGGAAAACAGGCAGAGAGGGAAAACAGCAAGAGGCAGUGAGAGGGGAAGAGAUAAAUUCAGGGGAAAGAAUGGAAACCAUGAGGGGGAUGAUCCAUGACAGGGAUCAAAGGAGAGUGGAAGACACAGAGAAAUAAACAGGGAUGGGAAAUGAGGGCUAUAAAAAUGGUGAGUACAAAUGACCAGUGUGACAGAGAAGGGAGAAGAAAAGGGACAGAGAUUUAUAAAACAUCACUGAAGGGGCGACUGUCACUCAUUAAUUUCAUAUGUUACUUCCUUGACUUUGUUGUCAUUUUAGUUUCAUUAAAAAUAACUGUUCCCAAAACCUGUGGGUCUGUUUUCCGUUGUUGUGAGUAUUAAAGCUGCUUCUCAGCUCCUUUGCACUCUGACGGGUCUUUACAGUAAAUAAAGCAUGAAAGACCA